ACACACAGCUUACAGCGUUGCACCUUGCAGUGCAAACGACAUUCUUUGGGUUGCCCUCUGAUGGCCCCAUUUGCUCUCCUUGGAGUCGCUCGCUAGCGAGAAGCUCUCAUGCCGUAUAGAAUGUGCGGCCCGGCACCGCCGUGCCGCAAGAAGACGCAGAUCGUUCGCACCAGUUCCGGGUGUCGAAACUGCCGAUUACGGCGCAAAAAGUGUGAUGAGAGCAGGCUCGCUUGUCGCGCCUGUACUCGGCUGGGAAGACUCUGCGACGGGUAUAAGACCAAGCUGGAAUUUCGCAAUGUCUCUUUCCGUCCAACCGUGCCCCGAGACGAUGGCGCCCGAGCAGAUCAAAGGCCAAUCCAGCUCCAGGCAGAAACUACCGGCAGCUCCGUGUCUCGGUCGAACCCCGACGAGACUAGGGCCCAUUCUAACCUCUCCCAUCUAGAGGCCGGAGAUAACGACGGGGAAAUUUCUAGCACUCCUACAACGCAAUCAUGCAAUGGUCAGGAUGUACUAUGGACGGAUUGGUUCUUUGGCUCGAGGCAAAUUAUGCAUACCGCGUUGCCAACGCUGAAUCCGGCUCUGAAGCCUAGUAAAGGACUUUUUUACAUGAGCGUCUGGGAAAGCCAGUGUACUCCCGCACUGCAUCCCAUCUUCAGUAGACUCGCGCGUCCCCAGAGUCUGGCGCCGGUACUGGCAGAUACCAUGAUGGCCCUCGCCGCACGCCAGCUGAGCCGGAUGCUUCCCCGGGCGCGAGAAUUCUGCUUAGUCGACGCUCACGGAUCGCCUUUCCGGCCCGACCUAGAGCAGCAGAGAAUCGGCGGGGAGUUCUCCGGCUCUGCCAUGCGGUGCGUAGCGCGAUGGACUCAGGAGGAUUUCGAGCGCGACGUGACGAGCGCAUUAGUACGACAUCGUCUGAAUGAGUGGCGGGCCCGAAUACCAUCCUCAGAUCUGCCCGUUGACUCGAACUCGACGACUCACGACAACAGGGUUGAUGCACAAAUCCAGCCGCUACGUUUCGGGACUCACAAUGCCGCAAUGAAUUUUGCCUACUAUGUCGUCGCUCGGAUUAUGCAGUGCGGGGAGUUUCUCGGCAUUUUUCGACAGAGCUAUGGGAGGGCGGAAGAGCUGAACGAUGCUUGUGACACCGCGUAGCCGUGGAUCUUGCUUCUCCUCCGGAUCGCGG
Messenger RNA from Durotheca rogersii, 1183 nucleotides. RefSeq lists its product as uncharacterized. Lineage: Eukaryota; Fungi; Ascomycota; Sordariomycetes; Xylariales; Xylariaceae. Gene Ontology annotation, molecular function: zinc ion binding; DNA-binding transcription factor activity, RNA polymerase II-specific. The transcript has 2 exons. Bases 109 to 1152 code for a protein of 347 amino acids. The record is from RefSeq and is a predicted model, not a curated record. Gene Ontology annotation, biological process: regulation of DNA-templated transcription.